Messenger RNA from Candida tropicalis MYA-3404, 1065 nucleotides. RefSeq names its product sterol-4-alpha-carboxylate 3-dehydrogenase (decarboxylating) (gene ERG26). NCBI's taxonomy places the organism in Eukaryota, Fungi, Ascomycota, Pichiomycetes, Serinales, Debaryomycetaceae. Gene Ontology annotation, molecular function: 3-beta-hydroxy-Delta5-steroid dehydrogenase (NAD+) activity. The coding region runs from base 1 to 1065 and encodes 354 amino acids. Gene Ontology annotation, biological process: steroid biosynthetic process. The transcript has a single exon. The record is from RefSeq and is a predicted model, not a curated record.
AUGAGUGAAAUCGAAAACAAACUCAAGUCUGUAUUGAUUAUUGGAGGUACCGGAUUUCUUGGUCUUCAUUUAAUUGAACAAUUUUAUAGACAUUGUCCUGAUGUUUCUAUUAACGUAUUUGAUAUACGCCCAUUACCAGAAAAGAUAUCAAAGUAUUUCACAUUUGAUCCGUCUAAAAUUACAUUCUUCCAAGGGGAUUUAACUUCAGAAAGUGAUGUUGCUGAUGCCAUCACUAAAUCCAAAUGUGAUGUUAUUGUCCAUACUGCCUCACCAAUGCAUGGUUUACCACAAGAGAUUUAUGAGAAAGUCAAUGUCAGAGGUACUAAUAAUUUGAUUGAUGUCGCUAAAAAAUUACACGUCAAAGCAUUAGUUUAUACUUCCUCAGCUGGUGUUAUUUUCAAUGGGCAAGAUGUCAUCAAUGGUGAUGAAACAUGGCCAUAUCCAGAAGUCCACAUGGAUGGUUACAAUGAAACCAAGGCAGCAGCUGAAACUGCGGUGAUGAAUGCCAAUGAUAAUAAUGGUUUACGUACUGUAUGUUUGCGUCCAGCCGGUAUAUUUGGUCCAGGAGAUCGUCAAUUAGUUCCAGGGUUGAGAGCCAGUGCAAAAUUGGGACAACUGAAGUUCCAAUUGGGAGAUAACAACAACUUGUUUGAUUGGUCUUAUGCUGGUAAUGUUGCUGAUGCCCAUGUUUUGGCUGCACAAAAGGUUUUAGAUCCAGAAACAAGGGAUCCUAUCAGUGGAGAAACAUUUUUUGUUACCAAUGAUUCACCAACCUACUUCUGGACUUUGGCAAGAACUGUGUGGAAGAGUGAUGGUUACAUCGACAAUUACUACAUCAAGUUGCCAAGACCAGUAGCAUUGGGUGUAAGUUACAUCAGUGAAUUUGUUGCAAAGAAUCUCUUGAAGAAAGAACCUGGUCUCACACCAUUUAGAGUUAAGAUUGUUUGUGCUAUCAGAUAUCAUAACAUUACCAAGGCAAAGAAAUUAUUAGGAUAUAAACCAGCUGUCGACUUAGAAACUGGUAUUAGAUAUACCUUGGACUGGAUGAAUGAAGAUUUGGAAUAG